This is a messenger RNA of Odobenus rosmarus divergens (Pacific walrus), 918 nucleotides long. It is a transcript of the gene MRTO4, whose product is annotated as mRNA turnover 4 homolog (S. cerevisiae). Gene Ontology annotation, biological process: rRNA processing; ribosomal large subunit biogenesis; nuclear-transcribed mRNA catabolic process. The transcript is spliced from 8 exons. The coding region runs from base 52 to 771 and encodes 239 amino acids. Gene Ontology annotation, cellular component: preribosome, large subunit precursor; nucleolus. The record is from RefSeq and is a predicted model, not a curated record. NCBI's taxonomy places the organism in Eukaryota, Metazoa, Chordata, Mammalia, Carnivora, Odobenidae. Gene Ontology annotation, molecular function: RNA binding.
CCGGGGUCCUAGCAGGCAGCACCGCCUUCCGCCGCAUGUGCCUGCAGCGCGAUGCCCAAAUCCAAGCGCGACAAGAAAGUUUCCUUAACCAAAACUGCCAAGAAAGGCUUAGAACUGAAACAGAACCUGAUAGAAGAGCUUCGGAAAUGUGUGGAUACAUACAAGUACCUUUUCAUCUUCUCCGUGGCCAACAUGAGGAACAGCAAGCUGAAGGACAUCCGGAACGCCUGGAAGCACAGCCGGAUGUUCUUUGGCAAAAACAAGGUGAUGAUGGUGGCCUUGGGUCGAAGCCCAGCUGAUGAGUACAAAGACAACCUGCAUCAGGUCAGCAAGAAGUUGAGGGGUGAGGUCGGUCUCCUUUUCACCAACCGCACCAAGGAGGAAGUGAAUGAGUGGUUUACGAAAUACACGGAAAUGGACUUCGCUCGAGCCGGAAACAAAGCAACUUUCACUGUGACCCUGGACCCCGGGCCCCUGGAGCAGUUCCCCCACUCCAUGGAGCCACAGCUGAGGCAGCUGGGCCUGCCCACUGCCCUCAAGAGAGGUGUGGUGACCCUGCUGUCCGACCACGAGGUGUGUAAGGAGGGCGACGUGCUGACCCCAGAGCAGGCCCGCGUGCUGAAGCUUUUCGGGUAUGAGAUGGCUGAAUUCAAGGUCACCAUCAAAUACAUGUGGGAUGCACAGUCUGGAAGGUUCCAGCAGAUGGGAGAUGACUUGCCCGAGAGCGCAUCCGAGUCAGCAGAAGAAUCAGAGGGGGAAGAUGACGGCUGACAGAUACUGGGGACGGACUGUGGGACCACCACCUCGCUCGCUGAACAGCAGGGAGGGCGAGAGGGAUGGACUGCUUUUCUAUAAGGAAUAAAACUGUCUGCAAGGUGGCUCCUGUGGACGGCAAAGAGGACUUUUCCUAGAAAAAAG